Molecule: messenger RNA, 1260 nt
Organism: Colletotrichum truncatum
Lineage: Eukaryota; Fungi; Ascomycota; Sordariomycetes; Glomerellales; Glomerellaceae
Source: RefSeq, a predicted model, not a curated record
AUGCUGAUGGCAACUCAACAUCCGGAUCUGGCUCAGGCCUCAACUCCACUGUUGCUUCUGCUACAAGUGGCUCAGGCUCAGGCUCAGGCUCAGGCUCAGGCUCUGGAGUCAACUCUGCCUCUGCUACUGCUUCCGCUACCAGCAGCUCUGGUUUCAACUUUUCAAACAGCACCAACACUGAUUUUGUUCCCCUUCCCACCCCUUGGAUCAGGAUCAGGCUCUGGUUCUGGGUCUGCCUCUGCUACUGCCCUCGCUACUAGUGGCUCUGGCUCUGGCUCUGGCUCUGAUUCUGAUUCUGCAACCAAUCCCUAUAUCAUUGGGCUGCCUACUCCUGUUGGUUCUGACAACAAUGCUGAUGGCAAUUCUGCUUCAGGAUCUGGUAAGCCAACUGCUACUGGCUCUGUUACUGUUGCCGCCCAGAACACUCUCGCUGCUUCUCAAGAAUGGACAACUAGCACCGUGUUCACCAGCAAGGUCUAUACCAUCACCUCCUGCAAGCCUGACGUUCCUUGCACCAAGGGUCAGGUUGUAACCUCAACGAUUGCGUUGUACACCACUGUUUGCCCUGUUACCGCAGUGUCUUCUGCUACUGCCAAGCCCACGACCACUGCUCCUCCUCAGUGGACCACCAGCGUUGUCUACAAGACAAAGACUUACACAAUCACCUCGUGCGCCCCCACUGUGGUAUACUGCCCAGUUGGCCAGGUCACCACCAAGGUCGUGCCGUGGUACACCACCGUUUGCCCAGUUACUGCCACCACGCCUAGCGGUAAUAAGCCCUCUGGCGAAGUUCCCAACCCACCCAAGAACAACGGUGAUGUCCCUAAGACGACUGGUGGAUCAGGCGGUCAGGGAGGUCAGGGAAGCCAAGGUGGCCAGGGUGGCCAGGGUGGCCAGGGUGGUGAUGCUCCCAAGCAGACUGGCAAGGGUGGCAACCAGGCUUCAGGCGGCGGUGCCAACCCUCCCAAGCCGACCGCGACGCCUGUUGGCCCUGGCGGCGAGAAGUGCACCGGCACUAACUGUGUCAACAACGGAGGUGUCCAGGACACUAGAACCACCGUCAAGACGACCUUGACAGUCGCCGUUCCCAUGGGCGGCAAGUCUAACUCCACAUCCACCCUCGCAGGCACCGGUAGCCCCGGCAAGCCUACCUCGGCCGGUACUCCGGUGCCGAGCAAGCCUGUGCAGGCAGGUGCGGGCAAGCUGGGCGCCUUCGGGGCCGCGGGCUUGGCAGCCGUUGCUGCGGCCUUUCUUUUGUAA